Molecule: messenger RNA, 1055 nt
Organism: Gasterosteus aculeatus aculeatus (three-spined stickleback)
Lineage: Eukaryota; Metazoa; Chordata; Actinopteri; Perciformes; Gasterosteidae
Gene: tm4sf21b
Product: transmembrane 4 L six family member 21b
Cellular component (GO): membrane
Source: RefSeq, a predicted model, not a curated record
UGAUGCAGGAAGCUGACGUGUAAUAGUCACCUUUUUGCAAAGAAGAGGACAAUAUCUUGUUUGGAGGAGCAGCCAAGAUUUGUAGACAUUUUUUUACCUUUUUGAACGACGUCCAUCCGGAGCCAUCAUGUGUACAGGAUCCUGUUCGAAGUUCGUCGCCAUCCCGCUCUAUGUCCUGGCCCCGGUGUCGAUCAUCUGCAACAUCAUGCUCUUCUUCCCUGGCUUUGAAACAAAGUAUGCAGCCGAGGACAGGGAUGGACUGCUGCGUAUCACAGAGGAGGUGAAAUACAUGGGAGGCCUGAUAGGAGGAGGAAUCAUGGUCCUUAUUCCCGCCAUCCACAUUCACCUGACCAGUGCUAAGAACUGCUGUGCCAACCGCUGUGGGAUGUUCCUGUCCAUUGGUUUUGCUGCAGUUGGUGUGUUGGGGGCCGUGUACAGUCUGAGUGCUGCUGGCCUUGGCCUUUCUAACGGGCCAACGUGCUUGUGGAGCAACGGAGGAACCCCAUUAGAGUGGGGCACGCCCUUCGCUGGCGGUAACGGUAGCUACCUGGCCAACAAGGACAUGUGGAAUUGGUGUAAAGAGCCAGAGAAUGUGGUUGAAUUCAACGUGGGUCUGUUCUCCACCCUGCUGGUGGCGGCGUGCGUGGAGCUCGUCCUCUGUCUCAUCCAAAUGGUUAACGGACUGUUUGGAUGUAUCUGUGGCACCUGCGGCAAGGAGUAAGCUCAGCUACAACACACCAUGACUUCUUGAAGAACAACUGACAAGAAAAACAUCAUCGCCGUCACCAUGUUUAUCAUCAUCGUCAUAAUCUGCUUGAGGGUGUUCAAUAACGGUGCCCUGACGCUGUUUUUCUGUCCAAAUCAUAUACGUUGUUUUCAUUCUUCAAGAGGAAUGACUGGGAUGAUCCAUGAAUUAUUACUCCCUCGACUUUUUAAUUGCCUCGAUCUGUAGAUGGUAAAAAAAAUGGAUGAAAGCUGUAUUUGUAACUUAGUAGGUUUGAAAAUAUUUUGUAAUAAAGAUCUGCACAUACAAUAAAAGAGGAGAUAGCAUGAUG